Messenger RNA from Lactuca saligna, 2547 nucleotides. The record is from the annotation of a GenBank genome assembly. NCBI's taxonomy places the organism in Eukaryota, Viridiplantae, Streptophyta, Magnoliopsida, Asterales, Asteraceae.
CAUACGCAUAGUCAACGCUCUCUCGUACACACAGAGUAGUGAAUGAAAAGGUGAGCAGACAGAAUUUAAUUUUGUUUUUAUGAUUUCAGUAUCCUCCACCCUCUUAAAGUCAACGCCUUCUCUAUCAUCCAUCCACCUUCUUUCAUCUCUGCUCUCUCCAUAUCCCUCUAUAUCUUCAACAAAGAAUCUCUCCUCUCUAUCUUUUGACUUUCAGAAUUCAGAGGAAUAAAACAAGAUUUCUGUCGACAAAUAUGAUCUGAUCGGUGGGUCUCAUGAAUUAGCUGUUGAUUUUGUUCUUCAAUUUGAUUUAGCUUACUACAUCUCGUAGUCGGUGCCGGAAAAUUCAAUCAUGGGAAACGGAGUUGGGAAACUGACUGUUUGUUUCACCGGAACGGAUGUUGUUCAGCGGCGGAAAGACACCGCGGUUGUGAUUUCUGAUCCAUUAGAUGAUUUGGGGCACUCGUUUUGCUAUGUUAGACCUGAGCCAACUCGCGUAUCAUCUUCGAAAGUGCACUGUUCUGAGGAAACGACAACAUUCCGAACAAUCUCCGGCGCUUCCGUCUCCGCCAAUACAUCAACCCCACUUUCGACAUCUCUGAUCGAUCUAUACUCGUACAACUCCAUCGAUAAAGCUUCUGCUUUCGAGAGCUCCACAUCAUUUGCGUCGAUUCCUCUCCAACCUUUGCCCAGAAGCUCGAUAUAUUCCGGUCCGUUGCCGUCGGGUCCGGUUCCUUAUUCGGGUCCUAUCGAUAGAGGCUUCCUUUCGGGGCCGAUUGAGCGUGGGUUCUUAUCGGGUCCUCUUUUUUCGGGUCCUCUCGAAAAGGGUAGUCACGAGCAGUUCCAAAGAAGCUAUUCUCAGGGAGGGUUUGCCUAUAAACGUAGAUCAAGAAAAAGGUCGUUGAUUCGGGUCAUCCAGAGAGCGAUUUCAAAGACGUUUGUAACCCGCGGGCAAAACUCGAUUGUUGCCCCGAUUAAUAAAAGCGUGGGUUCUCUAAAGGUUCCAGAUUGGAUUGUUGGGGCUUCGGAGAAAAACAAUGAAUUGACUAUUAGCAGUGUUAAUUUGAGCAGUGAAGGUAGUUUUCUUGACGAUUACGAGUUCAUAAAUCAGAGCCAGAAUCUUCAAUGGGCGCAAGGGAAAGCUGGGGAAGAUCGAGUACACGUCGUCGUUUCGGAAGAACACGGGUGGGUUUUUGUUGGGAUUUAUGAUGGAUUUAAUGGUCCUGAUGCACCUGAUUAUCUGUUAUCAAAUCUGUACCCAGCUGUUCAUAAGGAAUUGAAAGGUUUGUUAUGGGAUGAUGAGCUUGAUUCCACGAAUUUAACUCCUUCAGGGCAACAACCAUUAGAUGAUACCAAAUCCCAGGUCGAAAAUCAACCUCAACAAAAUAACCAUCAAAGAUAUGUUGAUCAGCAAGAGAGUUACCCCUGCGCAACCGAGGAUUUUGAGAGAAGAAGAAACAAAAAUUCAAGAGUUAGGAGCCGAGGGGCUUCAAAGAAAUGGGAGGAUAACCACCGGAGAUGGAAGUGUGAAUUCGACAGGGAGAGAUUAGAAUUGGAUCGGAGAUUAAAAGAGCAAUUGAAUUCAAAUGGGUCGAAUUCAAUCAACCAUUCAGAUGUUCUGAAAGCUCUAUCUCAGGGAUUAAAGAACACAGAAGACGCAUAUUUUCAGAUUGCAGACCAAAUGCUCGUUGAAAAUCCUGAACUAGCUCUAAUGGGUUCAUGUCUCCUCGUUAUGUUAAUGAAAGAGGAAGAUGUCUACGUGAUGAAUGUAGGAGACAGCAGGGCAGUUUUAGCCCAAAAACCAGAGCCAGAUCUCUGGAGACAAGAUCUCGAGAGAAUUAAGGAGGAAACGCUGUAUGAUCUUGAGGUCUCUGAUGCCGAUUUAGCCACUUCAAAUCCAACCCUAAAUGCCUGCCAGCUCACAAUGGAUCACAGUACCUCCAUUGAAGAGGAAGUUCAAAGAAUAAAGAACGAACACCCUGAUGAUUCAUGUGCAGUGAUGAAUGAUCGAGUCAAGGGUUCACUCAAGGUCACUCGAGCUUUUGGUGCAGGCUUUCUUAAACAGCCUAAAUGGAACAAUGCGCUUUUAGAGAUGUUUAGGAUCGAUUAUGUUGGCAAUGCUCCAUACAUAAACUGUCUCCCGAGUCUUUAUCAUCACAAAUUAGGCCCACGAGACAGGUUCUUGAUAUUAUCUUCAGAUGGGCUUUAUCAAUACUUCACAAAUGAGGAGGCAGUUUCGGAAGUCGAAAUGUUCAUUCAAUGGUCACCGGAAGGAGAUCCAGCUCAGCAUCUUAUCGAAGAAGUUUUGCUUCGUGCCGCCAAGAAAGCCGGUAUGGAUUUUCAUGAGUUGUUGGAAAUACCGCAAGGGGAUCGAAGGCGUUACCAUGAUGAUGUUUCAAUUAUUGUGAUUUCACUUGAAGGAAGGAUAUGGAGAUCUUGCGUGUGAGGAGUUGAGGAGACAAGAACAAAAGGAAUUAUGAGCCGAAAGGGUGAAUGAUUUUUUGAUUUUUUUUUUUUUUGUUUUGAUCUUGGUCACCUUGUAGUAACAUG